UUGGAUUCUAGGUUGUGUCUCAAUAUGCCAACUGGUGUUUCACUUGAACCAAGAGGGAAGACUCUACCAGUGUGUGACCUGUGCCAUUCUCGCAAGGUCCGGUGCGAUAGACAGGACCCAUGUGGAAACUGUCAGGAUGCAGAAGUGUCAUGUAGCCGUGGUCGAACGGUGAAGCGCCGACAUACGACAACUCGCCGUCACAGAAGCAAAAACCCUGUCUCUCGACUCCAGGCAAUACCCGAUGAAGUAUUUGAAGCAGAACUCACUGCAUCGGAAACUGGUAGUCCGAUAGAGAUUCCUCCGGUCGCUGGCUCAGUUUGCUGCGCUGAUAUAGAGGAAAUGCAGUGGCCUGUGACUGGGAUCACAUAUGACCCAAUCCAUGAUGCACAAAAAACUAUAGAGCGUCAACUGAGGCAUCUCCAAAAUCUCACUUUGGAUAGACGCAGGGUUCUUGAAUCAGCCUUAAAUGUCAUAGGCCUAUUGUCUGGCAACUCGAGAGACCUUGUCCAAGGCAGUCAUGGUAAUGCCAAUGCCGAGAGUUCAUCGAAAUAUCCAUCUGUCGAGUUCCUCAGUUGGAUGUUGAAAGGUAUAUUAGAUUGA
This is a messenger RNA of Penicillium canescens, 600 nucleotides long. Its product is annotated as Zn(II)2Cys6 transcription factor domain-containing protein. The record is from RefSeq and is a predicted model, not a curated record. Gene Ontology annotation, molecular function: zinc ion binding; DNA-binding transcription factor activity, RNA polymerase II-specific. The coding region runs from base 25 to 600 and encodes 191 amino acids. Gene Ontology annotation, biological process: regulation of DNA-templated transcription. The transcript is spliced from 3 exons. NCBI's taxonomy places the organism in Eukaryota, Fungi, Ascomycota, Eurotiomycetes, Eurotiales, Aspergillaceae.